Notolabrus celidotus (New Zealand spotty) is the source of this 2902-nucleotide messenger RNA. It is a transcript of the gene uvssa, whose product is annotated as UV-stimulated scaffold protein A. Gene Ontology annotation, cellular component: chromosome. Gene Ontology annotation, biological process: transcription-coupled nucleotide-excision repair; response to UV. NCBI's taxonomy places the organism in Eukaryota, Metazoa, Chordata, Actinopteri, Labriformes, Labridae. The transcript has 16 exons. Gene Ontology annotation, molecular function: RNA polymerase II complex binding. The record is from RefSeq and is a predicted model, not a curated record. The coding region runs from base 216 to 2447 and encodes 743 amino acids.
ACCAUUAAACAAAGCGAAGAAGAAGAAGAAUCAGAAGCAGCACAGACAGAGGGAAGUGAAUUUGUUCUCUGGACAGACAGUUGUUAUAAUUGUCACAGUUUUUGUCAUGAGUGGGCUUCAAGUGUAUUUUGUCACUCGGAGAUAACAGCUGGAUGUGUUGCUGUGUCUCAGUGUUUAGUAAAUCUGACGGACAGAAGCUCUGUGGAUGAAAAGAGAUGGAGUUGUCUCAGAGGGACCGGCUGUCAGAGCUGGUGGAGGUGCUGACCACAUCUGGACAGCCUCAGCUAGACCAAGACAAGAUGAAGGAAAUCAAGAAGAUCUGCAAAGUGUCUGAUGACUGCAUCGGCCACGUGUAUCACUCCAUUUUGUCCCAGCUCAACCAGGACCACGCUGAGAUCCGACUGUCCGCCUUUCAGAUCGCCAGCGAGCUUUUCUCCAGAUCACACCACUUCAGGACGCUGCUGGUCGACAACUUCCAGGAGUUCUUGGAGUUGACUGUAGAGACGGACUUGGAGCAGCCCCUCCCUCCUCCUAAAGAAGUAGCCAGAAAGCUGAGGUCACUGGCGAUUCAGACCGUCCAAACAUGGCAGGCCUCUUAUGGUACCGCGUAUAAGAAGUUAGCUCUGGGCUACCACUUUCUCAAACAGGUCAAGAAGGUGGACUUUCUGGAUGCUGAGGCUCGGACUGUAGCCGAGAGAAGGAGGGAGGAGGAGAGACAGAGGAAGAUGGCGAGGAUCUACAAGGAGAGGGUUGAGGCAGCGUCCAAAGACAUGGAGGAGUCCCAGCAGGAAAUGGAGGCGACGCUGACAGAGAUGGAGUCGUGUAUGAUGCUGCUUAUCCCUGGGUUUGAACUCACAGGCGCCCAGUCAUCCAGUAGCAGCCCUCCAAACUCCCAACCAGCCAAUGAGUGUCCAUCAGAAGAUGAACAGCCCUGCUGCAGCAAAGACCUGAAGGAUGACCGAGGAGAAAGAGACGGACAGGAGGAGGAGAAGAAGAGAGAGAUGGAGGGAGAGGAGGUUGGAAGUAGUGCAGAAGAGGAGGAGGAGGAGGAGGAGGAGGAGGAGGAGGAGGAGGAGGAGGAGGAGGAGGAGGAGGAGCCUCAGCCUCUCGGUGAAGACUGUUUUAUCCGUAACUCAGGACUCAUCUCUCACUCCUACAAUCUGGACCUGAACAUCAGUCCUGGUCUUCAUGUCAGGGAGACGGAGGAUAAUGAAGCAGUGGUCUCCACAGUGAUAGACCUCCACAAACUGAUUCAAACCAAACACCUGCCAGCUGUGCAGGGAUGGAUACAGGUGUUUACUAAAGCGUGCGCUGAUGAGCAGCUGCUGAGGAGAGCUCUGGAUCUGAAGGGCUCUCUAGAAGCAGCCCUGCAGAAACACAAAGAGCUUCACAUCGACUACAAGACCAGAAUCCGCAGAGUGAUGAAAGCCUCAGCAGAUGGGGAGGAUGAUGAUGAUGAUGAUGACGAUGAUGAUUUUGAUGAGGUUCCAGAGAAAGAGGGAUAUGAGCCACACAUUCCAGAGCAUCUACGAGCCGAAUACGGUUUGGAUCCGUCUCCUUCCACCUCGACAGCAGCUGUCACUAAAAAACCUCCGGCUAGAAGACCUGUGGCUCCUGCUCCUCCACCCUCCUCCUCCCUCUCAUCCUCCUCCAGGCGACUAAAGCGUCUGAAAGAGGACGAGCAGGAUCCAACACGUGCAGCUGCCACACUGAGCAUCCUCAGAAAAAACCUCCCUCUACCGCCUGCAGGGCCCAGCAGCUCCUCCGCUCCCAGUUCAUCCCGUUCCAGCUCCGACCAGAAGGCCGUCGAUGCUCCUGUGGUUCCCUUUGGUUUGGACCUUUACUACUGGGGGGAGGAGCAGCCAAACGCUGGCAAGAUCAUCAAGUCGAGCUCUCAGCAUCAGUUCUGGGUUCACGCCGAGGUGAACGAGGAGGUGCAGAACGAGGAGCUGCUGGCAGAGAGCAAGAGCAGGUACAUCUCCUUCCCCGGGAGAUUCACUCCGGUCAGCCAUCACUGCAGAGCUCCGCUGGGCGACGGGAAGCUGUGUCAGAGGCAGGACCGACGCAAGUGUCCUUUCCACGGCCCCAUCAUCCCUCGAGACCAGGAGGGGAAACCCUGCAGGGUGGAGGACCGAGUAAGGGAAGAGCGAGAGGAGAGGAGGAGGAGGGAGGAGCACCCAGACUGGCGUGAUGCUGAGCUGAUGCGAGACAUCGAGUUGGCAACAGGGGAAAACCUGGGCUCCGACAGGGUCGGUAAGAGGAAAGGAAAGAAGAAGAAAUACCCGAACCUCAGCGAUCUGAAGCAGAACGCCAACACAGCCCGAUCCAGACUGGAGAGAAAAGUCUUCAACAAGAGCACCAUGCGCAGAGUGGCUGAUGUGAUGGCUAAAGCUGACACCAGAAAACAUGACAAGUUCUCGAACCAGUUCAACUAUGCCUUAAACUGACCUCCGACCAGCUAAACAUGCCUUCAGAUGGACAGAGAGACUCUUUUUACACUCUAUCGCACUGAAAGAAGGAACGAUUCUAAUUUAUUGAUGAACACAUACAGCUGAACAUGAUGGAAAUAGUAUUCGUAAUAAAGCUUGAACACUAAGAUGCAGCAGAAAAGCUUAUUUAAGAUGUCAGAGUUAAUGAAAUGUACAAACACACUCCUGAAUGAGUCUGUUCUGCCUCGAUUGACCGAACCUUCACUGUUUAUCUCAUGCCAUAAUGUUUAAUAUUGCCUUUGUAUCAGCAGAAUACAAUGUAAUUCCUCUUUUUAAGGUAUCACGUAGUGGAUGAGUUCUUUGUAAUGUUUUUAUGUGUUUGUAUUUUUAUGUGUUAAAUCUACACGUGGUAAAUAAACCUCACGCAUGUUAAAAUGUUUGUAUCAAGAGUAAAAUCUGAAGCUCUUUCCUCA